Sceloporus undulatus (fence lizard) is the source of this 555-nucleotide messenger RNA. Its product is annotated as coiled-coil domain-containing protein 63-like. The record is from RefSeq and is a predicted model, not a curated record. Gene Ontology annotation, biological process: outer dynein arm assembly; cilium movement. The transcript is spliced from 2 exons. Gene Ontology annotation, cellular component: axoneme. The annotation marks the transcript as partial. NCBI's taxonomy places the organism in Eukaryota, Metazoa, Chordata, Lepidosauria, Squamata, Phrynosomatidae.
AUUAUCAAUGACUUGGAAGAAGGAACAGAACACAUCCUUAUCAAUUUUGGAGAUGACCCCAGUGUGACGCUGCGGCGUAAAAGUCCAAUACAAUCCUAUGCUGAAUCUAUAGAUUAUAGUAAUGCCAAAUGGGGUUUUUUUGGGGUGGUUUUUAGGAUGGAGGCCCUCGCCAGCAUCGCCGCCACGAAGGAACAGUGCUGCAAAGACAUUGCGCACUUCAACAUGGAGUUUCGGGAGCUCCAGCGGAUCUACAGCCAUGAGACCAAGCUGAAGGCCUUCAUGGCUGUGAAGUUGGUUGACCGCUAUGAGUACGAAGAGCAGGCCAGGAAAGACAAAGCGAUCAAGGAGAAGUCCAGGGCCAAGGCCAAAGGGGAGAGUUUUGAGAGCUACGAAGUGGCCUACAUGCGGCUGCUGAAGCUGACCGAGAACGGCGACAUUGACCGCUUGGUGGACGAAUUCACCAAGAAGGAGAAGAAGAACUUCGCCGCCUUCAGUUACAUCACUGAACUCAACGACGACAACGAGAGGCUCCAGAAGAGGAUCCAAAGUGUCCAG